Staurois parvus is the source of this 879-nucleotide messenger RNA. The record is from the annotation of a GenBank genome assembly. NCBI's taxonomy places the organism in Eukaryota, Metazoa, Chordata, Amphibia, Anura, Ranidae.
GUAAGGAGCAGUCGCAGGUUGGGAUCAGGCAGAAGCUUAGUCAAGAACAAGCCAAGGUCGGUAAUGAGCAGUCGUAGGUUGGGAUCAGCCAGAAGUGUAGUCGAGAACAAGCCAAGGUCAGUAAUGAGCAGUUGCAGGUUGGGAUCAGGCAGAAGCAUAGUGGAGAACAAGCCAAGGUUGGUAAUGAGUAGUCGCAAGUUGGGAUUAGACAGAAGAGUAGUCGAGAACAAGCCAAGGUCGGCAAUGAGCAGUCGCAGGUUGGGAUCAGGCAGAAGCCUACUCGAGAACAAGCCAAGGUUGGUAAUGAGCAGUCGUAGGUUGGGAUCAGGCAGAAGCAUAGUCGAGAACAAGCCAAGGUUGGUAAUGAGCAGUCGUAGGUUGGGAUCAGGCAGAAGUGUGUUCAGUAAACAAGCUAAGGUCGGUAAUGAGCAGUCGCAGGUUGGGAUCAGGCAGAAGCAUAGUCGAGAACAAGCCAAGGUUGGUAAUGAGCAGUCACAGGUUGGGAUCAGGCAGAAGCGUGGUCAGUAAACAAGCCAAGGUCGGUAAUGAGCAGUCGCAGGUUGGGAUCAGGCAGAAGCAUAGUCGAGAACAAGCCAAGGGUCAAUAACGAGUGGUAGCAAAGUGUGGAUAACAGCAGACAGGGCAAGGAGCGAGAUACUGGCUAGAGAGCACAAUAGUCUGGUAAACAGGAAGUGCAGAGACAUGGCUUAUAUCAGGAAGUUCAUGGGAGGAGCAAGGGGUUCAAGGUUCAUGACAAACGAGGUCAAGGCAGGAUCAUCCAAAUAAUUGUCAAGACAGCUGUACAGCAUUCCAGGUGGCUCAGCAAAAAGAAACAUUUCCACUCACUGCAGAAGGCCGAGGUUCAGACCCAGGCUCUGA